This is a messenger RNA of Suncus etruscus (white-toothed pygmy shrew), 972 nucleotides long. RefSeq names its product olfactory receptor 4K5. Gene Ontology annotation, biological process: G protein-coupled receptor signaling pathway. The coding region runs from base 1 to 972 and encodes 323 amino acids. The record is from RefSeq and is a predicted model, not a curated record. The transcript has a single exon. Gene Ontology annotation, molecular function: G protein-coupled receptor activity; olfactory receptor activity. Gene Ontology annotation, cellular component: membrane. Lineage: Eukaryota; Metazoa; Chordata; Mammalia; Eulipotyphla; Soricidae.
AUGGAUAAAGUCAAUUCUUCAGUGGUAUCUGAGUUUGUCUUGCUGGGACUCUCCAGCAAUCAUGAGCUCCAGCUAUUCUAUUUUGUUUUCUUCUCUGUGUUGUAUGUAGUCAUUGUGCUGGGAAACCUUCUUAUUAUCGUUACAGUGACUUCUGAUGUCAAACUGCACUCCCCCAUGUACUUCCUUCUAGGAAACCUUUCUUUUGUGGACAUCUGUCAAGCUUCCUUUGCCACCCCUAAAAUGAUCACAGAUUUUCUGAGUGAACAUAAAACUAUCUCCUUCACUGGCUGCAUAGCCCAGAUUUUCUUUAUUCACCUUUUUACUGGAGGAGAGAUGGUGCUUCUUGUCUCCAUGGCCUAUGACAGAUAUGUAGCUAUAUGCAAACCCCUACACUAUGUCGUUAUCAUGAAUAGAAGGACAUGCACUGUGAUGGUAAUCAUCUCCUGGGCUGUGGGUUUGAUACACACUUUAAGUCAGUUAUCAUUCACUGUGAACCUGCCUUUUUGUGGACCUAAUGUAGUAGAUAGCUUUUUUUGUGAUCUUCCUAGAGUGACCAAACUUGCUUGCUUGGACUCCUACAUCAUUCAAAUAUUAAUUGUUGUCAACAGCGGUAUUCUCUCCUUAAGUACUUUCUCUGUCUUGUUUGCCUCUUACAUCAUUAUUCUGCUCACUGUCUGGUUUAAGUCUUCUGCUGCAAUGGCUAAAGCGUUUUCGACACUGUCAGCCCACAUUGCUGUAGUAAUAUUAUUCUUUGGACCAUGCAUUUUUAUCUAUGUGUGGCCCUUUACUACUUACCCUGUGGAUAAAAUUCUUGCCAUAUUUUACACUGUGUUUACCCCCAUCCUAAACCCCAUGAUUUAUACACUAAGAAAUAGAGAUAUGAAGUCUGCCAUGAAAAAAAUUUUGACCCGUUAUCUGAAGACUACGAAAAUUUUGGAAAUGCCACUAGUUGCAAGAAAUUCUCUUUAUUAA